UGCUCCCUCCCAGUCCGCUGGUUGCUCGGAGCUCGCGGUUAUGCGCGUCUAGCAUCGGAUGAUUACGCGAGGGCGGUGCCAAAUAGGAGAUAAGCGACGACGAGAAUCUCACCGGUAGUGCAUCCUUUGCUUUAACCAUUUAUAAGCUCCUUGUUUAGCUACCGUUAGCCGUUUAUACCAACCAGCUCACAAACAAUUGUUGUUAUUUUUUUUUUUGUAUGUCCCGAAUUCCAUUCAUAUCUGUCAAGAAUUCGAAACGGAAAAUAAACCACAUUAUGGAGACGGAGAUACACGUGCCUGUGGGGUCGCCGGUAAUUCGAAAAUUCCCGAUUUUCGUGGAGGAACAUAACGUAACCGAUGGGGCAAUGAAGCUGAUAAAGCAGCUUCGGCCAGCGUGGGACAUAAACCAUGUCAAGACCAAGCUCUUCACUGAUGGGACCACUAAUAAGCUGGUGGGUUGUUAUGUGGAUGCCAGUCCAGAGGACGUGGUUCUGGUGCGUGUGUAUGGGAACAAGACGGAGCUGAUCGUCGACCGAGACAACGAGCUCAAGAGCUUCCAGGUCCUACAUGCUAACGGCUGCGCCCCGCGCCUCUACUGCACCUUCCAGAAUGGCCUCUGCUACGAGUUCAUGCAGGGGGACGCCCUCGGAACACAGGACGUCAGGGACCCUAUCUUACUCAGGCUAAUAUCCAGGGAGAUGGCUCGUAUCCAUGCGAUCCACGCACAUAACGGCUGCAUCCCCAAACCCAACCUGUGGAUCAAGAUGAGGAAAUAUUUCUCUCUGGUCGCCACCGAGUUCACCGAGCAAGCCUCCAACGCCAGGAUCCAGCAGGAGGUGCCCAGCCAGGCGGUGUUGGAGCAAGAGAUGGUGUGGAUGAAGGAACACUUGUCUCAGCUGGGCUCUCCUGUGGUGCUCUGUCACAACGACCUGCUCUGCAAGAACAUCAUCCACAACAGCAAAGAGGGCCAUGUCCGGUUCAUAGACUAUGAAUACUCUAGUUACAACUUUCAGGCCUUUGACAUCGGGAACCACUUCAACGAGUUUGCUGGUAUGAGUGAGCUGGACUAUGGGCUGUAUCCUAGCCGUGAGAUGCAGCUGGAGUGGCUGCGUGUGUAUCUGCAGGCGUACAAACUGUCCACUAAGAAAGGAGAGGAGGUCAGCGACAGAGAGCUGGAGAGACUCUACGUACAGGUCAACAAGUUUGCUCUGGCAUCACACUUCUUCUGGGGCUUCUGGGCACUCAUCCAGGCCAAGUACUCCUCCAUUGAUUUUGACUUCCUGGGCUAUGCUGUGCUGCGCUUCAACCAAUACUUCAAGACCAAACCUGCAGUGAUGGCCCUACAGAUCCCAGAAUGAGAAGAGAAGAAGAGAGGGACCCCAUCACUGGCACUGACCAGUGGAGCAGACACACUUUGAGCAGGAGAGGGCUGUGCUGGGGGAUGAGGGACAAGGGUUGGGGUUGAGCAUUAUUAAUGGGGUCGAGGGGUGGGGUAAAUAACAUUUAGAGGGCCGAGUGUGGAUGGACCACAACAUUUUUUCCUAACUCGGUCCCUGACAACAAGCGCAAAUACUAUUUAAUUCCUCUUCAACUCUGUCCACCUCUGUCUCACCAGUCAAGCUCAUCAAGAUUCCCCAAAACAGCCAGGGGUGGUCUGUGUGUAAAUGUAUCUUUAUUUAUUUAUUCUGUGAAGAAUUGAUUGACCUAGUGAUGUAAGAUUCAUUUCCCAGGCAGACGGGUAACUGAGUCUGGGAGCGUUUGGUGCCAACAUGGACAGUGUGCAGACAGAGUUCUGUUUAUAUGGGCUCUGAGUUUGCCCUGUGGUUGUGUUCAAGGCGUGUAGUGUAGGAGAGAGGGCAGCCAUCUUGUCCUUAAUGUAGGCACUGAUCUGAGAGGAUUUCUUCAGCAAUAUGGUCAUGGUUUCACCUUGAAAAUAGUGUAUUCAUUCAACUCAGAUCUACACAAAGUGGCUAGGGGUUGACGUAGAACUGAGAAGUUUUAGUUGCUUUGCAGUGAAGGUGGCAUUGCCGUGUAGGUUAGAGAGGGGCUAGCCAUGACAAGACAGUGAUAUGGUGGUUUAAUAAUGUCUGUGACAGCAGAGCUGCCUCUGUGGCCAGGAGCAGCUUUGCGUCACUGAUGCUAAACUUUAAACCAGGGCCCUGUUCUCCCUCAGCCUCUUUUCCACCACGUUAGCUUUUAUAGUUAUGGUGACUCGCUCUGUUAAACUUUGCACUCAGACUACUCUGAAAAUCACAACCUCAAUCACCCCUGCCUUCCCCAGUAUCUGACCCCUCUUCCUCCCCCUUUCUCUCACCUCCCUCUGCACUAUUACACUUCCUCCUCUCUCGACUCUCUUGAUUGGCUGAGGUGGUGGAGGGACUUUUGCCUGACGUGCACAUAUUCACUGUAACAUCCCAACCUCCAUCCAUUCAGUCAUAACUUCCCUAAAAAGGAGCCAGAAUCUUAUACAAUGGGAUAUUGCGUGAACUGUCAGAGCCAGUCAAUGCUUCAAAGGGUGUGGAAUCACUAACCCCCAAUGUUCUGAAGCUUAUCAGGAUGUGAGGUGGCCAAGGACAAGACAGCAGGGUGAAGUCCACACUGAGCCAGCAACCACUUCCUUCUCUGACUGACAUCAUGAUCUUUGGAGGAACUCGACACCUUUCUUUAUCCCGGUCCCCCCUCCCUUCCUCUCCAGCCCCCUCAGAUCAGAAGGUCAACAUGUAAGGGAAACUAGAGGAGAGCCAUGUUAGAGUAUUAGGAUAUCGUACAGCCUGUCCUGUGAUCCCUGCCCAUGACCACUGGGGGAGACGGAGAGCGCUGAUCCCUGCCCUGGCUGUCUCCUGUUACUGACAGGGUUAAUAAUUCACCAAUAUAGGAGGCUGCCAACUCUAUGAAGGUGUUGAAGAGAAGGACUGUUGUGAUGAGUCACUAGCCACGCUUGCCAGGCCUCUUAGUUCCCCUAGCAAACUCCAAAAUGUGUUGUCUGGCUACACGGUGAGACUGAUGAGCAGCCUCUUGGCUCUCAGGAGAGCUUGCCUUUUUGUCCCUUGUCACUAGCUGUACAGGCAGGGAGGGUAGAUGUCGUUUUCACCAGCUCUUGUCCUGGAGAGCUACAGUCUAGACACAUGAUUCAACUAAUCAUCAUUAUCCUGGUUCAUUGAAUCAUGUGUGUUAGUGCUGGAAUGACCCUGCACACCCUGUAACUGUCCAGGACCAGGGUUUUUGACUACUGGAGUAGUGUUAAGCAGAGCAUCUGCAACAUAGCAGUAGAUUGAUGCAACAAAUGGAAAUGACUCAUACUUGAUGUAGGAUUGUGUCCAUUCUAUACAGUACAUUUCUAUCUGCAACAUUCCAAACCAUUUAUGUCAUUGAGUCAGCAUUUUUAAGUGAGUGGAAUUGGUUACGAGAAUCUUGUAGUGUUUCCUAAAUGGCUGGUCAAGGCCCUCUUGUAUCCAUUUUGAAAGGCCGUUAUGGACAGAGACAACACUUUGAAAGGCUUCAGGUGAGUCACAGCUCACCACCAACUGUUCUAUGUCGGCCCAGGGUUGAACUAAGAGGUGACCAAGUGCAAUGAAUUCCUGUUUAUCGUAGAUGUACAUGUGUGAAUGUGUUUCCUUUGAGUUGACCGUAACAUUUCAAUCAGACUCAAACUGUAUUCCUGUUAGGGUGCAUCUCAACCGUCUUAGUGGAUUCCUUUCCUUCAUCUACACUAAUAGGAAACAAUUGGAUGGAUGACAAAUGAAUCCACCAUAUUGCUUUCAUCCUGUUUUCAGAUGUGUGGUGCUUAAGGAGAGAAGAGGAAGACACUAGAUGUAGACUGACCAUAAGAGUAUGAGGGAGAUAAGGUGGUCGAAUGUCAAGAUGUUCUAUGCACCAAAGCACUCCUUGUGGUCUGUGGGUACGUUCAACUAAACUAGUCAGUCACUAGAUUGCCAAGCUACAACAAACAGAAGUGGCAACAUAGGUUAAAGGUUAAAAUGUGUGAUUAGAAAGCAACAGCCUACUUCCCUCCAUUCUAGCUUGGCCAGAUAGUGAUGACUGUAAAUGUCUGCUUCCUGAAUGCACAACCAAAAAUGACCCUGGGUUUCAUGGAAAUGCACCCCGCUUAUUGAAGUGGUAGACCAACUACGGGAGGCUAGGGCUGCUUUCCUAUUCUUAAACAUGACCCCCAUUCUGCCUAUGCCCUUGUUAACUCCCUUCAGGAAAUGUAAACGAUUAUGCUUAUUGCUACUACUAGCCUUUUGAUGGUAGAAACUCCCUCCAGCCUAACACCUAUCCAAUACUCUCAGAUCUUUGAGGGCAAGCCAGCAGGAGCAGAUGGAGUGGGUUCAAGAAUCGGAGUGCUCGUAGGUCUACUAGUAAAAGCUGGAAAGUAGUAUAGAGUUUUUAUACACUAUUACAGCUCAUGCCUUCACUGGACAAAUGUUGAAAGAGCUUUUGAAUGUGUCCUAGAAGACUUUGCAUUUGAAGUAAAGGAAGUAAGUUCCCCAUUUAGAAAAAAAGCCAAUAAUACACAUGUAGGAAGUUAAGCGUGCACUAAUGUGGGACUUGAUUUUAUUCUCCCAACAUAACCCUGUGGAUAUGUGCUGACUGGCAGGGUUACAUCCUGACGCUGGUAUUUGUAGGCUAGAGAUGUGUUGAAGGGGGUAUUUAUUGGGUGAAUCUCAUGUUUUUAUUUUACUUUUUCUAUAUACAUACCAAAAUGGUUAGCUUCAUAAGUCUUGCAGUUAAUUUGAAAUUAACUUGUGUGAAUGUACUAAAUUGACAACACACUACAGAAAACUAGAUUUUACUUUCUCCAUAUUUUCUUUUUUUGUACAUGGUUUUGACUGAUUUGAAUUUUAGGUGAGUGUAGGGAGUCAGCAGCAUUAAGGCCAGCAGAGACAGAGGUUGUAAAUACUAAGAAAUACUGUGAAUCUGACUGUACAGUGAUCCUCCACACUUCUGUGAGUGCUGGGGAGAGUAAUUUAACAUUGGUCAGUAAAUAUUUCCAUUAAAAAACAUGAACUAUU
Salvelinus namaycush (lake trout) is the source of this 5012-nucleotide messenger RNA. RefSeq names its product ethanolamine kinase 1-like. The record is from RefSeq and is a predicted model, not a curated record. Lineage: Eukaryota; Metazoa; Chordata; Actinopteri; Salmoniformes; Salmonidae. Gene Ontology annotation, molecular function: ethanolamine kinase activity. Gene Ontology annotation, cellular component: cytoplasm. The coding region runs from base 219 to 1358 and encodes 379 amino acids. Gene Ontology annotation, biological process: phosphatidylethanolamine biosynthetic process. The transcript has 9 exons.